AAAGGGAAAAAAUGGGCCAGAUUAUAUCAAAGAAGAAUUUAGAGCUACAGCAUUAACACGUUACUUCAAUCCCAGCCGAACUGAAACUCUGAAAUCCCUUUUCCCAAACGGAGAGCAAAAACAUAUCUACGUUUUCUUAUUUCAUUUUGCUCUGUGUGUGUAAAUCAAUACCCAAUAAUCUUUGCAACCUCAAAAAAACCCAUUGGGAAAGGUGAGGCCAUGCCAGGGGGCAUGCUGGUCCGCGGAGAUGGUGAUGAUAGUAAUCUUCAUCACAAUCACGAAGCUGCAGCUACUUCUUCUGCCGGGCCCAUGAUCAAGAUCGACGUCGCUUAUGGUUCGGCCCAGCAUCAACUCUUUGUCCCCUCCCAUUCCACUGUCGGGGAAUUGAAGAAACAAAUUGCUGAAGAAACGGGUUUGGAACCUGAUAAACAAAGGGUAUUAUUUAGGGGUAAAGAGAAAGAAGAUGAUGUGCAUUUGAGCUCUGCUGGUAUGAAGGAUAAAUCGAAGAUUUUGGUUUUAGAAAAUCCAACAGGCAAAGUGAAAAAGGUCGAGGAAAUGGCGAAUGUUGAAGAGAAGGUUGAAGAAUCGAUAGCUAGAAAAGAAAGUAAGGUUGAAGAGAUUAAGGAAACUGAAGAGAUGUCAAAGGCUUUUGCUGCGGUUGGUCGAGUCAGAAAAGAGGUUGACAAGCUCUCUGAAAGAGUGGCUGCAAUAGAAGUGGCUGUGAACAGUGGGACAAAGAUCGCAGCCGAGGAAUUUGAUGUAUCGGCAGAGUUACUCAUGAGAGAGUUGCUGAAAUUGGAUGGAAUUGAAGCUGAAGGAGAAGCUAAGUUACAACGGAAGGCUGAGGUACGUCGUGUCCAAGGUUUCCACGAGACACUGGACAAAUUGAAAACCAGAAAUUCUAAUCCAUUUCACGACAGUAACAAAGCUGCCUCGGUGACAACGAAAUGGGAGACAUUUGACUCUGGAAUGGGAAGCUCGACUGCUCCACCACCACAACCUAUGUCAUCGUCGACAAAAGUUACAGAGGAGUGGGAAAAGUUUGAUUAGUUACUAUCUGCUCCAUUCUUUGGCCUAUAAAAACUUAACUGCAGAACAUGAUAUAUGCAGCAUGCAGGGCUAUUAUGUAAUGGUUUUUGGUGCGGCAUUUAUUUUAGUUUUCAAGUUGAGAAUAUUUUUUACUUUCCUUGAAUGUCCAGAUUACUAUUGCUUGGGAUAUAAUAUAAAAUACUUAAAACUGCUUAGUCUUGUAAUGAAA
Gossypium raimondii (Peruvian cotton) is the source of this 1258-nucleotide messenger RNA. Its product is annotated as BAG family molecular chaperone regulator 4. Lineage: Eukaryota; Viridiplantae; Streptophyta; Magnoliopsida; Malvales; Malvaceae. The record is from RefSeq and is a predicted model, not a curated record. The transcript has 4 exons. Gene Ontology annotation, cellular component: cytoplasm. Bases 220 to 1050 code for a protein of 276 amino acids. Gene Ontology annotation, biological process: protein stabilization. Gene Ontology annotation, molecular function: adenyl-nucleotide exchange factor activity; protein-folding chaperone binding.